This is a messenger RNA of Cyprinodon variegatus (sheepshead minnow), 2750 nucleotides long. RefSeq names its product lysosomal-associated transmembrane protein 4B-like (gene laptm4b). The record is from RefSeq and is a predicted model, not a curated record. The transcript has 7 exons. Gene Ontology annotation, cellular component: lysosomal membrane. The coding region runs from base 170 to 865 and encodes 231 amino acids. NCBI's taxonomy places the organism in Eukaryota, Metazoa, Chordata, Actinopteri, Cyprinodontiformes, Cyprinodontidae.
CUCCGCCCGCACGACUCAACUCCGUGGGAAGGAGAACACAUCAGACGUCCGCUGGAUGCUGCGCUUCACCAGCCUCUGACUCUAUACAUCAAAUAUUGUUGUUAGGGGGGGAGCAUUCAUGUAUUAACCUUAAAAACACACUCAUACACACACAGUGCGUUAAUAGAAGAUGAUUUCUCCGUGGGACCGGUGGUACUCGACGAGCUGCUGCCUGUGCUGCCAUGUCCGGACGGGCACCAUUAUUCUGGGAAUAUGGUACAUGAUAAUCAAUGCAGUGGUCCUUCUUAUCCUAUUGUCAGCUCUGUACGAUCCAGUUCAGUACCGGUACCACCUUACCAGCUCUGAGUUGGGAACUGACAUCGAUGUUAUGGACGAUGCAAGUAAGGGCCCUAUGUUUGAUAUCUGUAUUGCAACAGCUAUAUCCCUUCUCAUGAUACUAAUAUGUGGGAUGGCAACAUACGGUGCUUACAAGCAACACGCCGCUUGGAUCAUUCCAUUUUUCUGCUACCAGAUCUUCGAUUUUGCCCUUAACACACUGGUGGCCAUUAGCGUGGUGGUUUAUCCCAACACUGUGCAGGACUAUCUGCAGCAGCUGCCGGGGACAUUCCCUUACAAGGAGGACAUCAUGUCCACAAACAAUGUGUGCCUAGUCUUUGCAGUUCUGCUCUUCAUCGGCUGCAUCCUCUCCUUCAAGGCCUAUCUGAUUGGUUGCGUGUGGAACUGCUACAGGUAUGUGAGCGGCAGAGGCACCACAGAAGUCCUGGUUUAUGUCACUACAAAUGACACCACGGUUCUGCUGCCACCAUAUGAGGAAGCAGUAGCCAUCCCACCCAAGGACCCUCCUCCCCAGUACUUGGAGGCAUGAGAACCGACCUCACUGCUGAACUAUUUACCCCAAACACUCUUCCCAUCUACUCCUCAGCAUUCGGAUGCCAACUCAAGCUGCAGUAACAACCCAAACCCGUGAUUUUAGAUGCCAGAUUCCUUUAAGCUGACCUUGCGGUAACUUGGCUCCCCCUCCACAUCCUCCUACCGCCCAGAUUGUUGUGACGCAUCAGCUCCUCCAAGGACAGUGCUCCCUGUAGGAGGCGCCCGAACUCUUGCUACACACGGUACGCCCCGGCCCAACUUCUUGUGAACUCCUUAUUUUGCUUUAAUUACAAACUACCCUCUUGGCCACCAACUGUUAAGCCCCAAUACUGUGAAUUAACCCUGGUGUCUUCGAAUAGAGACUAACUAUUAAAAUAUGGGUGAAGCAAAGAAGAGUGUGAAAGCAAAAGCAACAAAUGUUAUCAGCAUGAUAGCACUUUAAAAAAAGGAUAAAUUUUCUUCAAUGAAUGUAAUGUUGAGGUAUUUUUGUAUGACUUUUUGUAUUACGUAAAAACGGAGGGAAAUUUGAGAAGUGGAAAUGUGUGUUAUCCUGGAUGAUUAACACGUCACUCAUCCUGUGGGAAGGUAGAUGGUAAAAAGACACCAUGACCGAUAAAAAUGUCUUUAUGUGUUAACCCAUCAACUGCCAGUGAUCCACCAAUCUCUCCUCAUAUUCCAGUUUGCCUUUUUGUCUGUGUUCCAUGACUUAACGUGAUUAUCCAGUUAAGCCUCUAUCUUAGAGCUGUUUACACUCCAACCCCUUGCAGAUCCACUUAGAUGUAGUAAAACAUCCUUCCAUCGCAGCAGCAUCGACUGUGUCUCUAUGGUUUGUUUUUAGUGGCAGUGAUAAUCUCUGUGUAUCAUUUGACCUUUUUUAGAUGGUUGGAGGGUAUUUCUCUGUAAAGACCGCAUGACAUGCUGCUGUACAGGAAUCUUUGUUUCUGUGUGCGUGCUACACAUAUUUAAUAUCUCCAUCUUUUGUAUGUAGUGUUUCUGUUGCACAUGCUUCAAACUCCUAUUAGAUGUUGAGGUCAGGUUCAUACUGGUGUCUAAGGCUUAUUCUGUGUAAAUGUUCAACAGUUGAGACCGAUAAUGAGGGGACAAAUAGUAGAUGCCGAGUAAAUAUUCCAAUGUUUUUGUCUGAAUUAGGGAUAUUUGUGAGUGCUGUCAAUAAAUUUGAGUUUUCAAUUAAGGAAAGGAUCUUGAAAGAUAUUUUAUGACAUACAAUCAAUCAGUUUGUCAUGGUAGCAAAAGGUUUUCUGAAUCUUUAUAUAUAAUCUUACAUUUUGAGAAAUGCAUUUUAGGGGUUUCAUGUAAACCUGCAUAAAAAAUAAACACAUGAACCGUGCAAUCUUUAAUGACUUUAUAUUAUAUAAAAGUUGGAGUUUUUUAAUCAAAUCACUGGAUUAACCUGUCAGGGACACUUUGUUGACGUACACCUGUAUCAUACAACUGCAUUAAUCAGCUCACUAGUUUAGUUUUAUUAUGUUUAAUACUUGAAUCCUGUUCUUAUUGUCUUCCCACUAUCAUGUUUAAUAUCUGCCCAAGGCCUCUGCAAAUCUGACAGUACUCAGAAUAUAAAUGCACUUUAGAGGCAGCUUCAGGCCACUGGUCUCUGGUGUUUCAGCUCAUUUUCACCUUAAUAUGCUGUAGCUACGUGUCUCCUAAUGUUUCCCCGUUUUCCCAAACUAUACGUUUAUGGUUCGACAUUAAAAGCAAUUUUUGCAUCUUUGUGAAAGUUGCAGAACUGACAGAUUUUCAGAGAUUUCUGAACUGUCCUCAUUGCAGAAACUAAUGGAUCAUUUAUCCUGUCAGGAUUUCUCCCUUUUGUUUGAUCUGCAUGAGUUCAUGUUUUCAAUUUAAAACAAUAAAGAUUUCAA